Molecule: messenger RNA, 630 nt
Organism: Prunus mume (Japanese apricot)
Lineage: Eukaryota; Viridiplantae; Streptophyta; Magnoliopsida; Rosales; Rosaceae
Source: RefSeq, a predicted model, not a curated record
AUGGUUCAAUCCACCCCAUACAAUCCCCAAUCAAAUGCCCAAGCGGAGGCUAGUAAUAAGGUGAUAAAAGGGAUUUUGGAAAAAAUGAUUGAUAAAAAUCCCAAGGAAUGGCACUCUCUUCUUUCCAACUCUCUAUGGGCGUAUAGAACCUCGAAGAGGUCUGCCACGCAAACAACGUCAUUCGCCCUCACUUACGGUCAUGAUGCCGUCUUGCCACUCGAGAUUUCGGUUAAGUCUCUAAGGGUGGUUCGCCAUGUCGAAUGGAGUGAGGAUGAAUAUGGGCAAGCCAUAGCACAAGAGUUAGACAACCUAGACGAGGUCAGAUUGGAGGCUUUAGAUAGAUUGAAGGCCCAAAAAGAGGCUAUGGCUCGAGCGUACAAUAAGAAGACCAAGGCCAAGAGUUUUGGGGCCGGAGAUCUUGUAUGGAAGACCAUUCUUCCGGUGGGAUCAAAGGAUCCAAAAUUUGGCAAAUGGUCUCCAACUUGGGAAUGCCCAUUUCUCGUCCACCAAUUGUUAGGAAAGGGGGCGUACAAGUUAAGUGACCAAAAUGGUCGGGUCCAUGGCGCGCCGAUCAAUGGUCGAUUUUUGAAAAAAUAUUACCCAACAGUUUGGGAAAUGGCGGAGAGAUAG